UCAGGACCGCAGCAGAGCAGGGACAGCUGGAACACCAGCAGCUUGGCGGAGCUGAGUGCUGGGGAACACAGACGUGCGAGUCUGGCGUGGUCCAAAUUGGUGGUUUCUUGGAAGCUGGUGGCGUGUCCCUUUGCUUACUGCACUCCCGUACACCCCACUUGGCCAGCUUGGAUGGAUGCCUUCGAGGACACAGUGCUGCGGCUGCGGGAGGCCUUCAGCUCGGGGCGGACUCAGCCGGCUGCAUUCCGGGUGGCACAGCUGGAGGGCCUGGGCCGCUUCCUGCAGGAAAACAAGCAGCUGCUGCAGGAUGCACUGGCCCAAGACCUGCAUAAGUCUGCCUUCGAGUCAGAAGUGUCCGAGAUUGCCAUUAGCCAGGGCGAGGUGGACUUGGCCCUCAGGAACCUUCGGGCCUGGAUGAAGGACCAGAAGGUGCCCAAGAACCUGGUCACCCAACUAGACUCGGCCUUCAUCCGGAAGGAGCCCUUCGGCCUGGUGCUCAUCAUCGCCCCCUGGAACUACCCUCUGAACCUGAUCCUGGUGCCCCUGGUGGGGGCCAUUGCGGCAGGCAACUGUGUGGUUCUGAAGCCAUCAGAGAUCAGCAAGAGCAUCGAGAAGAUCCUGGCUGAGGUACUGCCCCGCUACCUGGACCAGAGCUGCUUUGCCGUAGCAUUGGGCGGCCCCGAGGAGACGGCGCGGCUGCUGGAGCACAGAUUUGACUACAUCUUCUUCACAGGGAACCCUCGUGUAGGCAAGAUUGUCAUGGCUGCCGCCGCCAAGCACCUGACGCCCGUCACCCUGGAGCUGGGGGGCAAGAACCCCUGCUAUGUGGAUGACAACUGUGACCCCCAGACUGUGGCCAACCGCCUGGCUUGGUUUCGCUACUUCAACACGGGCCAGACCUGUGUGGCUCCUGAUUACGUCCUGUGCAGCUCAGACAUGCAGGAGCGGCUGCUUCCCGCCUUGCAGAAUGCCAUCACCCGUUUCUAUGGCGACGACCCCCAGAACUCCCCCAACCUGGGCCGCAUCAUCAACCAGAAACAUUUCAAGCGGCUCCAGGAACUGCUGAGCUGUGGCCGCGUGGCCAUCGGUGGUCAGAGUGAUGAGAGCAAUCUCUACAUCGCACCCACAGUGCUGGUGGACGUGCAGGAGAUGGAUAAGGUGAUGCAAGAGGAGGUCUUCGGGCCCAUCCUGCCCCUGAUGACUGUGAGGAGCCUGGAUGAGGCCAUUGACUUCAUCAACCGUCGGGAGAAGCCACUGGCCCUGUACGCCUUCUCCAACAAUAGCCAGGUGGUCAAACAGGUGCUGGCCCGGACCAGCAGUGGGGGAUUCUGUGGGAAUGACGGCUUCAUGCACAUGACCCUGGCCAGCCUGCCCUUCGGAGGAGUCGGUGCCAGUGGAAUGGGCAGUUACCAUGGCAAGUUCUCCUUUGACACCUUCUCCCACCACCGAGCCUGCCUGCUGCGCAGCCCAGGGAUGGAGAAGAUCAACGACCUCCGUUACCCCCCCUACUCAUCGAGAAACCUGAGGGUGCUGCUGAUGGCCAUGGAGGAACGCAGCUGCAGCUGCACACUGCUUUGAGCCUGUGGCCACCAGGUGCCCAACCCCACUCCCCGCCAGCUGCUGCAGAUGUGGCCUAGGAUCCAAAGCACAAGGACACUUGAUAGGCUACAGAGCAUCUCCUCAGAACAGAGCAAUGCCGCCUUCUUCCCUCUGGAGAUUCCCUUUUUGGGCCUUCAGCUGCCCUCCCCCCCACUAGGAUAAGCUGAGUGGGAACAUGAGACAGGUGUGCAGUGACAGUGACCUGUUCCCUUCCUCCUGCACCAGCCACCCAGGUCCUAGGAGAAGAGGUGCAGCAGAGGAGCCCUGGCAUCUGUCACACCUUGGAACCUGUGUGACUGUGCCAUCCCUGUCUUCUAUAAGCCUGUUUCCUCAGGUGUACACUAGAACCUGAGGUGAUGAACAACUGAUGCCUUCUGAGAUUGUAUGAGGAUUAAAUUAGGGAGGUGCAGACACCAA
Heterocephalus glaber (naked mole-rat) is the source of this 2016-nucleotide messenger RNA. It is a transcript of the gene Aldh3b1, whose product is annotated as aldehyde dehydrogenase 3 family member B1. Gene Ontology annotation, biological process: aldehyde metabolic process. Gene Ontology annotation, cellular component: cytoplasm. Gene Ontology annotation, molecular function: 3-chloroallyl aldehyde dehydrogenase activity; aldehyde dehydrogenase (NAD+) activity. The record is from RefSeq and is a predicted model, not a curated record. Lineage: Eukaryota; Metazoa; Chordata; Mammalia; Rodentia; Bathyergidae.